AUGAUGUUCGUAAUACUCGCAGCUGCGUCAUUGCUUUACAUCUCAUACAUACUCUUAUUAGCCAUCAAAACCAUCUACUUCCAUCCACUAAGCCACAUCCCCGGCCCAAAAUGGCGGAUCGGAAUUCCACUCCUGCACCACCUUUCAGCCAUCCGCGGAAGACUAGACCUAGACAUCAGCUCCUGGCAUGAAAAGUACGGCGACGUCGUCCGCUCCGGCCCAGACGAAGUCACCUUCAUCACCGCGCAAGCCUGGAAGGAUAUCUACGGCCACGGCCACCGCCAGCUCCCGAAAGUGCAAAUCUCCGCCAUCAACGGCAAGGACAUCUUCAGCGCCAACGACGUGGACCAUGCUCGUUUCCGAAAGGCGCUGUCGCACGCGUUCUCGGCCAAAGGCCUACAGGCACAGGAGCGCAUCGUCACACAGUACAUCGAUAAACUGAUCCAGCGACUGAAGUGGUUCGCGGAGUCGGGGACGGCGGCGGAUAUGGGCAAGUGGUAUAAUCUGGCGACGUUCGACCUCAUCGGGGAUCUGGCCUUUGGCGAGCCGUUUGGGGGCCUGGAUAGUGCGGAGUAUCAUCACUGGGUGGCGACGAUGUUUGGGUUUGUGAAGUCCAUCCCGUUCCUGCGGGCGCUGCAUCGGUAUCCGGUGGUGUUCAAGGUGAUUCUCGCGUUUCACCCGGGAUCGUUAAUGGAGAUGAGAAGCAAGCAGGUCGAGCAUGCGAAGGCGACUGUUCAAAAACGGUUGAGUAACUCGGCGGCUGGUCGUGGAGACUUUAUGGAUUCGAUGCUGCGGCAUCAAGGGGACAAGGGCGGGUUGAGUCUGGACGAGCUGGAGGAAAAUGCCAAUGUCCUCAUUUUGGCUGGGAGUGAGACUACGGCUGCACUGUUGUCUGGCGUUACGUACUGGCUUCUUCGGACCCCCGAUGCGCUUGAUAAGGUGAUGCGCGAGGUGAGAGCGGCGUUUGCAUUGGAGAGGGACAUCACUUUCAACCAGGUCACGGCGAAAUUACCAUACAUGCUGGCGUGCCUGAACGAAGCCUUUCGGCUGUAUCCUCCGGUGCCAGGAGGACUCCAGCGCUGGACGGAAGUGCCCACCUGGAUCUCGGGCUACCGCGUUCCCGCGAAUGUAGGUCGUCAUUGA
This is a messenger RNA of Aspergillus fischeri NRRL 181, 1143 nucleotides long. Its product is annotated as putative sterigmatocystin biosynthesis cytochrome P450 monooxygenase. The coding region runs from base 1 to 1143 and encodes 380 amino acids. The transcript has a single exon. Gene Ontology annotation, molecular function: oxidoreductase activity, acting on paired donors, with incorporation or reduction of molecular oxygen; monooxygenase activity; iron ion binding. The record is from RefSeq and is a predicted model, not a curated record. NCBI's taxonomy places the organism in Eukaryota, Fungi, Ascomycota, Eurotiomycetes, Eurotiales, Aspergillaceae.